GGGCCUGGCACCGGCCGUGAGACUAAGGAAAGUAUCAGGCGGCGUUUGAGUUUCGGAGAGGCCGAAGCGUGCCGUGGUCGCCACCGAACUGGAAGUAGCUGUCGGAGUCAUCAUGAGUAGCGAUGGGGAAGCGGUUGUGCUCGUUGCUGCUGCAAGGACCCCGGUUGGAUCCUUCAAUGGUACGUUGUCUACCUUGCAUGCCCAUGAGCUUGGUUCUGUAGCUGUGAAGGAAGUCUUGAAGAGGGCAAAUGUCAAGCCUGAAGAAGUAUCUGAAGUUAUAUUUGGACAAGUCUUGGCAGCAGGUGCUGGUCAAAAUCCUGCUCGACAAGCCAGUGUUGGUGCAGGGAUUCCAUAUGAGGUACCAGCUUGGAGCUGCCAAAUGAUAUGUGGUUCGGGUCUAAAAGCUGUAUGCCUAGGAGCUCAGUCCAUUAUGACAGGAGAGUCCAGUGUUGUGGUGGCUGGAGGCAUGGAAAACAUGAGUAAGGCACCCCACAUCAUUCAUAUGCGCAAUGGCAUGAAGAUGGGAGAUGCCUGUUUGCAGGACAGUAUUACCCUAGAUGGUUUGACAGAUGCCUUUUACCACUACCACAUGGGUAUAACUGCUGAAAAUGUGGCCAAGCAAUGGAAAGUCAGUCGAGAGGAGCAAGACCAGCUGGCUUUAAACUCACAAUACAAGGCUGAAAAUGCUCAGAAGGCAGGCUUUUUUGAGAAAGAGAUUGUCCCUGUUCUUGUUCCUUCCAGAAAAGGUCCUAUUGAAGUUAAAGCAGAUGAGCACCCCCGCCAUGGUAGUAACUUAGAAGCAGUGGCAAAACUGAAGCCUGCCUUUUUGACUGAUGGAACAGGAACUGUGACUGCAGGAAAUGCUUCAGGUAUAAAUGAUGGUGCUGCAGCUGUAAUUCUCAUGAAAAAAGUAGAAGCACUAAGACGAGGUCUUACACCUUUGGCACAUAUUGUGUCUUGGGCGCAAGCAGGUGUAGACCCUUCUGUAAUGGGAAUGGGACCUGUCCCAGCCAUAAAGAAAGCGGUUGAAAAAGCAGGGUGGACAAUGGACCAAGUGGACUUGUUUGAAAUUAAUGAGGCCUUUGCUUCACUAGGUGUAGCAAUAACAAGGGAGCUAAAAUUGAACCCUGAAAAGGUUAAUGUUGAAGGUGGGGCUGUUGCCCUUGGUCAUCCCCUGGGAGCAUCUGGAUGUCGCAUCCUUGUUACUCUAGUGCAUGCACUGGAGCGAAGAGGGAAAAAGCGGGGAGUUGCUGCCUUGUGCAUAGGAGGAGGGAUGGGCAUAGCUAUGUGUGUAGAAAGAUAGCAAACCUUUCCUUAUUUCUGAACUAAUGUAUAUCAUGCCUUGAAUUCACUUAAAGUUGUUUUUCAUUCCAUUUUAACAUUACUGUACACAUUUACAUUGCCUGCACCUGUCAUUUUAAAAAAGUAUAAUAGGACCAGCUUAAGCCUUAGCAGCAGAAUUUUCCCUACAGGGUAUACUCUCCCCCCUUUUUCCCACAGCAGGUAUAUAGAGCUUAACUGUAAUGGGAUUGAGAUGGUUUGUAUUGCUAUGAAGAGUCCAUAAAUGUUGACUUACUAAAGCAACAAAUCCGUGUCUUCAGUCACUACUCACCCCCUUCCGUAGUACAGGCAAAUAAUUAACAGGCUUUUUCAUUGCUGCACAGCACGCAGGAAAACAGUAGUUCUCAUCUGUGUGCACUAAGAGCUGCAUGACCUCACACCCUCCCCCUUCAAUUUCCUGCCAUACAUAAACUGAGGGAGAGGUCUACUUUCUGAUGGUUCAAGCAUUCAUCUUCCCCCAGUUGUAAGCGUUACGAUGUACUACAGCAUUGACAAAUACAAAAUCUGGGAUUCAUUUCAUUUAUUCAGUAGUUAACCACCUCCUGUGAGGGGACAGGAUUUUAACAGAUUCUUUUAUUAACAUACCAGUAAAUACAGAACUACAAAGAAUUGUACAGAAACAAAAUUAAAUAAAAAUGCAUUUAGUCUUCAA
Molecule: messenger RNA, 1993 nt
Organism: Heteronotia binoei (common prickly gecko)
Lineage: Eukaryota; Metazoa; Chordata; Lepidosauria; Squamata; Gekkonidae
Product: acetyl-CoA acetyltransferase, cytosolic-like
Exons: 9
Coding region: 113-1303 (396 amino acids)
Biological process (GO): fatty acid beta-oxidation
Molecular function (GO): acetyl-CoA C-acetyltransferase activity
Source: RefSeq, a predicted model, not a curated record